This is a messenger RNA of Spea bombifrons (plains spadefoot toad), 2187 nucleotides long. It is a transcript of the gene PWP1, whose product is annotated as PWP1 homolog, endonuclein. The transcript has 15 exons. The record is from RefSeq and is a predicted model, not a curated record. Lineage: Eukaryota; Metazoa; Chordata; Amphibia; Anura; Pelobatidae. Gene Ontology annotation, cellular component: nucleus. Gene Ontology annotation, biological process: rRNA processing. Bases 88 to 1581 code for a protein of 497 amino acids. Gene Ontology annotation, molecular function: protein binding.
GUGGGGUUACUGGAGGCUGCCAUUCAAGCCGGAAGUGCCGCUUGUGUGUAGUCUGUGCUGCUGCGGGAGUUAAAGCUAAAUUGGAAGAUGAGCUGCCAGAUAACGUGUGCGUCCUGGGUACAGAGGGGGGUCGCCAAAGAGCUUCCCGAGAAGGUACAACUCAGCAAAGAAGAGUUACAUAAACUUAUCACCGAAGCUAAAGAACAACUUCAAGAACUCGAUAAUGAAGAGGAUGCGGAGGAAGAAAUGGAGAACCCAGAGAACCCUGAUGAUGAUGAUGAAGGAGGUCCUCAGCCAGGCGAAGAUCAGGAAGAAAACAUUUCCAAACUUAAUGACGAUGAACUGGCCGAGUAUGAUUUGGACAAUUACGAUGAAGAAGAAAAUACAGAGGUUGGAAACCUUGGAGACAGCCUGGCUGGACUUGCCGUCUAUAGCAGCAACGAGAAUGAUGCAUACAUCACCCUAAAAGAUACAGAACAGUAUGAGAAAGAUGAUUUCGUAAUUAAACCCACUGACAACCUGUUGGUUUGUGGAAGAGCGGAAAAAGACCACUGCAAUCUUGAGAUUCACGUGUACAACCACGAAGAGGAUUCUUUCUACGUUCACCACGAUAUCAUUCUCCCCGCGUAUCCUCUAUGUUCUGAGUGGCUGAAUUUUGACCCAAGCCCAGAAGAGUCCUCAGGAAAUUAUGUUGCUGUCGGUAACAUGACCCCAGUAAUUGAUGUUUGGGACCUGGAUUUGGUGGAUUGUCUGGAGCCUGUCUUUUCGCUGGGAAGUAAAAAAAUGAAAAAGAAAAAGAAAGGGAAGAAGGGCGCAUCCUCGGAAGAAAGCCACGAAGGACAUUCCGAUGCCGUUUUAGAUCUCUCUUGGAAUAAGCUGGUCAGAAAUGUGCUGGCCAGCGCUUCCGCCGAUGGCUCUGUGAUUCUGUGGGAUAUGGCCCAGGGUAAACCAGCUGCCAGCCUAACCCUGCACACAGAUAAGGUUCAGACAAUCCAGUUCCACCCAUUUGAACCACAAACACUCUUAUCUGGAUCUUUUGACAAGUCUGCCAUAUUGUACGACUGCAGGAGCCCUCAAGAAAACCACAGAACCUGGAGGUUCAGCGGACAGGUGGAAAGAGUAACUUGGAACCAGUUCUCCCCAAGGAACUUUUUAGCCAGCACAGAAGAUGGCUUUGUGUAUUGCUUGGAUGCCCGUUCCGACAAACCGGUUUUCACCCUCAAGGCUCACGAUGCAGAAGUUUCUGGUCUGGAGUUAAGUAGCCAAGUAAAAGGAUGCCUGGUGACGUCAUCUGCUGAUAAAUUUGUAAAAAUUUGGGAUAUCUUACUUGAUAAGCCAAGCCUAAUUCAUUCCAGAGAUAUGAAGAUGGGAGUCAUGUUCUGCACUGCUUGUUGCCCAGACUUACCUUUUGUUUAUGCAUUUGGUGGUCAAAAGGACGGUCUGAGAGUUUGGGACAUUAGCAGCAUUAAUGCAGUGAAAGAAGCUUUUGGGAGCAGAGAAAGGCUGGUGGUCUCCACGCUUUCAGAUUCGUCAUCAGGCAGCGUUCCAGGAACCAGCGCAUCCGAUACAAUGGAAUCCUAGAACCAGAGGAAUUCGUCUUUUUUCUGGCUGCAAAUUGCGUCUUCCCUACCCUUAAGGCAAAACAAGGGAAAUGUGGCUAUUCACAUCAAUUGGCAUGUUCAUUAAUAUUUAUUGAUACCGGGAAACAAAAUCUGUAGGAUUAAUACCAAAUGUCUGUAUUUCACAGUAGUAGGCUUUCCGCUGUACAGAUUAGAUGAUAUUUUUUUUUAUCACUGGUCCAGUCUCAUUUUCCCUUAAUAUUUCAUGCGGACUUAUGCCUUUUGCUGGGCUGUAUAAUCAGUCAGAUGUGCGUUCCAAUUGGAAUGCUGCGAUCCAGAACUCGGAGGAGAUGUAGAUCCAAUAUUUAACAGAAGACGCGAAUGGUUAAAAAGUUUAAUUAUGCAUUGGACUUUUCUGAAUAUAAAUUCCAAAAGACUGAAUUUUUCCGCCAUUUUGACCCCAUUCUGUAUAACACCAAUUCACAAGUGACUCACAAAGUCAUCUGUGUCAAAAGAAGAAUAAAUGUAUCAUCAAAUUUUCCUUUAUUUAGUGUUUCUGGCAAUUUUUGCAAACUAAAAUACGAGGUUCCUGAUUGUUCCGUCGUUAUGUUGAGACUUGACUAAAAAA